Messenger RNA from Erinaceus europaeus (western European hedgehog), 617 nucleotides. It is a transcript of the gene SPINK2, whose product is annotated as serine peptidase inhibitor Kazal type 2. Gene Ontology annotation, biological process: spermatid development; negative regulation of serine-type endopeptidase activity. The record is from RefSeq and is a predicted model, not a curated record. Bases 87 to 341 code for a protein of 84 amino acids. The transcript is spliced from 4 exons. Gene Ontology annotation, molecular function: serine-type endopeptidase inhibitor activity; protein binding. NCBI's taxonomy places the organism in Eukaryota, Metazoa, Chordata, Mammalia, Eulipotyphla, Erinaceidae.
UUCGUCUCCCCCCCCCCGCCCCCCCCCCCCCCCCCCCCCCCCGUGUCGCGCGGGUUACCAGAGCUCAGGCGACCAGCAGAGAGAGGAUGGCCUACCUGGCUCUGCGCUUAGUGCUGCUGCUCCUGGUGGGGCAAUUGCCAGUGGUCUUGAACUCUCAAUUUCCUGAGACUUCAGAAUAUAGGACACCAAACUGUAAUCAGUAUAAAUUACCAGGAUGUCCCAGGGACUUGAGCCCUGUGUGUGGGAGUGAUAUGGCCACUUACCCCAAUGAGUGCACUCUUUGCAUGAAAAUCAGGGAAGAUGGUCAUGAUAUUAAAAUAAUUCGAAGUGGACCCUGCUGAUGGCACAGCUCACAGAAAAUGGAGAACCACCUUCACCUUCACCGGCUAGAUGAGAUCAAUUCCCCUCUUUCACUUUUCCUAUGUUGCUUUGCAUGAGAUUUUCGAACCCACAUUUCUGAGAAGAGGUGUGGAGAGAGUCAUGUGUGGUGACUACUAAUUUUUAAAUAAGCAUAAAAAAAUCUUUGUUCUUGCCUUAUAACUCUUACAUUAAGCUUAUUGCCCAGAUGUCUUGCACGCUGCUUUAUGGAGUUGCAAUAAAAUCAGCAUUUCACUCAA